Messenger RNA from Quercus lobata, 2133 nucleotides. RefSeq names its product phosphoinositide phospholipase C 6-like. Gene Ontology annotation, biological process: phosphatidylinositol-mediated signaling; lipid metabolic process; release of sequestered calcium ion into cytosol. Bases 200 to 1960 code for a protein of 586 amino acids. The transcript has 9 exons. Lineage: Eukaryota; Viridiplantae; Streptophyta; Magnoliopsida; Fagales; Fagaceae. The record is from RefSeq and is a predicted model, not a curated record. Gene Ontology annotation, cellular component: plasma membrane. Gene Ontology annotation, molecular function: phosphatidylinositol-4,5-bisphosphate phospholipase C activity.
ACAAUAUUAAAGAUACACAUCUAACAAGAAAACAAAAAGUCUCCAGAAAGAAAGAAACAGAGUUACAGACACAGACAGUUCAUAACUACUCCAUUCAAACCCAAACUCCUAUAAAAUUUUUAGUCUCACAAAGCACAACCACAUUCACAAACCUCUCAGGCUUUGACCUAUUUUGAGUUUCAGAGUCAGGGAGAUAGAUAUGGGGACGUAUAGGAUUUGUAUGUGUUUUAAGAGGAAAUACAAGGUGAAAGAGACAGGUCCACCACAAGAAGUGAAGGAAGCUUUUAAGAAGUACACAGAAGGUGGGAACCAGAUGACGGUGGAGCAGCUGACUCGCUUCUUGGUUGAGUUUCAAGGCGAGAGUGGCGCAUCCACCUCAGACGCCGGCCAGAUUGUAGAGCAGCUCUUGCAAAAGCGCUACCCUGUUGGCACCAAGUACACCAAGAAAUACACUCUCACCCUUGAUGAUCUUAACCGUUACUUGUUCUCUCCUGACCUUAAUCCCCCUAUUGGAGAUCAGGUUUACCAGGAUAUGACUGCCCCAUUGUCUCAUUAUUUCACCUAUACUGGUCAUAAUUCAUACCUGACUGGUAACCAAAUCAAUAGCGACUGUAGUGUUGUCCCAAUAAUAAAGGCAUUGAAGAGAGGUGUAAGAGUAGUGGAGCUUGAUAUCUGGCCAAGUGAUGACACGACUCAUGGUGUUCAUGUUUACCACGGAUGGACCCUGACUACUCCAGUGGAAAUUAUUGAAUGCUUGAAAUCCAUUAGAGAGCAUGCCUUUUCUGCAUCACCAUACCCUGUCAUAAUCACUCUUGAAGACCACCUUACCCCAGAUCUCCAGGCUAAAGUAGCCCAGCUGAUCACGCAAACAUUUGAAGAUAUGUUGUUUUAUCCUCAACCUGAACGUUUAAAAGAGUUCCAUUCGCCAGAAGAACUGAAAUAUCGGAUUAUUAUUUCAACCAAACCUCCAAAGGAAUACCUGAAAGCUAAAAGUGAAAAGGGAAAUAAGCCACAUGAAGAAAAUGAUUCUGAUGAAGAUGCUUGGGCUAAGGCACCAUCAGACCUCACAACUGAUCAAGAAGUUGUUACGAGUGGUAGUGAUUCAAGUCCUGAUGAGGAUAAUGAUGACUGUGAAUCACGUCUACCAGGAGUAUGUACAUACAAGAGUUUAAUUGCUAUUCAUGCUGGAAAACCCAAGGGUGGUCUAAAGGAGGCAUUAAAAGUUGAACUUGAGAAAGUUAGACGCCUUAGUUUGAGUGAACAAGCACUUGAAAAGGCUACUUCAUCUCAUGGAACGGAUGUUAUUAGAUUUACUCAAAGAAAUAUCUUAAGGGUGUACCCAAAGGGUACUCGCCUUAACUCCUCCAACUACAACCCGCUAAUUGGUUGGAUGCAUGGAGCUCAAAUGGUUGCAUUUAAUAUGCAGGGAUAUGGUAAAUAUCUUUGGUUGAUGCAUGGGAUGUUUAGAUCCAAUGGAGGUUGUGGUUAUGUGAAGAAGCCUGAUUUUUUAAUGAAAUUGGGUCCAGAUAAUUCAGUGUUUGAUCCCAAAGCAAAAUUGCAAGUGAAGAAGACUUUAAAGGUGAAGGUUUAUAUGGGAGACGGGUGGCAUUCGGAUUUUUCACAAAGACACUUUGAUUCGUUUUCACCCCCAGAUUUUUACACGAGGGUUGGCAUAGCAGGAGUGCCAGCCGAUAAGGUAAUGAAGGAAACAAAGACAAAACAAGAUGAUUGGUCUCCUGUUUGGGAUGAAGAAUUUAUAUUUCCAUUGACUGUUCCCGAACUAGCUUUGCUUCGAGUUGAAGUUAAUGAGCAUGACAUUUCUAGGAAUGAUGAUUUUGCUGGCCAAAAUUGUUUGCCAGUUUGGGAAUUAAGGCCAGGGAUCCGUGCAAUCCCCCUUUUUAACCGUAAAGGAGAGAAGUACAACUCAGUGAGGCUACUUAUGCGAUUUGAGUUUAUCUGAGCAAGGUUUUCUUUUUUGUGUAUUUACUUUGGUUGAUUUCUCCCACUAUCCAAUGUUUUUUGUUAAUUGUUAUUGUCAUGUAAGUUUUAAUCUCUCUCUCUUUGUGGUGCUUGUAAAGCUGUUAUUCUUAACCACUAUAAUUGAUUUGUGGAUUUAAGCAUCCACUUGAUUUU